This is a messenger RNA of Ilex paraguariensis (yerba mate), 3173 nucleotides long. The record is from the annotation of a GenBank genome assembly. NCBI's taxonomy places the organism in Eukaryota, Viridiplantae, Streptophyta, Magnoliopsida, Aquifoliales, Aquifoliaceae.
AUGGAUCUUAUACCAAAAAAUUCAGAUCUAACAUUUUUUUACAUUAAUAGAGAGUUGCUCAAUGAGGAAGAUGAAGAGUGGAGAAGAGGCUGGCCUUUGGCUUGUUUCACUAGCUUCAAACGAGAGAGAUGGAGAGCUUCAGACAUUGGCUCUCGGAGAAGACGAAGAGAAGAGGGAUUUAGGUUAGAUGAGAAAGACUAUUUAUAUGGGUGUUCAAUAUAUGGUUACAAUAAAGAUGUUGCCACCAAAAGUCUGCCAAAUUAUAGAGUCGGAUAUUUUUCAUCCACGUGCCCUGUGCACUUGUUGAUGUUAAAGGGUGUUAAAGAUGCAAGCGAUAAAAAGAUUCUGGUGGACAUGUUAUUCUGGGCGGUGGACAAUCCAGCGCCUGCUAAUUAUUUGUUGAUUUCUGGUGAUCGUGACUUCUCGAAUGCUCUACACCAGCUGAGAAUGAGAAAAUAUAAUAUUCUCCUAGCACAACCUCAAAAAGCAUCCGCACCACUUGUUGCCGCUGCAAAGAAUGUAUGGCUCUGGACAAGUCUUGUGGCUGGAGGGCCACCGCUAACAAAUGGUGAAUCAGCCCAAUUUGUAAGUAAUAGUUAUGACUACUUAUCCAAUUCUGACCCGUUACAUAUACCUGUUACCGAUUCAAGACAGAUAAACCAGCACGUGGAUUCCUUUUCUGAGGGUAUGCAUUUGGGAAAUCAAAAGUUCUCAGAUAUGGGAAAGGGAACAGAUAGUAAACAAAAAGGAAAAAUACGGAAAAACCUGAGUCAACCAUUUCUAUCAGGAUCCUCAAGUGCGUCAAUAGGGAUUGAAGAAGAUCGGAACAAUUCAAUAUCUCGUCAACCGGGAUAUGCACACCCUAUGCAAUUCAAGGAUUCCCAGGCGUCAUCUGUUGAUAGUGAUCCGAAAAUCCCAUUUAGUAGACCUGCCCCGAGUUUCAUCCCUGGUACUCCUGAUUCUUCUUGGGACAACAUCAAUACUCUUCAGCACCCUUACCAAAAUCAUUAUUCGCUGCCAGUAAGGCCAAACAACCUCCCUAUGCCACCUGCAUUUGCCCCUAGUAAUAUGUUUCCACCUACUUCCCUCAUCCGUCCUCAUUUAAUGCCUCCCAGAUCAGAUGCACCCCCCAGCUAUACCUCAGGUCCUCCAAUGAAUGUGCCUGACAUUGGUAAGCUUAAAUUUUCUGAGCACCGAAGCAGUAAUUACCAUUCUCCAAUUUCUAAGCCACGGAAUGGAGGAGAGCUGAAACAAACUUCUAUGAUUGAUUCUCCCAUCAAUAUAGGAUUAAGCAGCCAUCAAAAGGGACAUACUGUGAAGAACACACAGAACAACAGGUCCCCGCAUGGUGGUCCAGCAAUUCAGCCACCAUUUUCAUCUGCAAUGGAUAUAACUAAUACAUCUGGUAGUGGUGUGUGGGGGACUGUGGGAUGCCCGAAACCCUCUGAAUAUAUACAGGGCCUUAUUGGGGUUGUUCUACUUGCCUUGAACACCCUGAAAACUGAGAAGAUUAUGCCCAUUGAAGCAAAUAUAGCUGAUUGCAUUAGAUAUGGAGACCCCAGGCACCGCAAUACUGAUGUUAAGAAAGCUCUAGAGAGUGCUGUUGAGCAGCAGCUGGUAGUUAAGCAGAAUGUAGGUGCUUUGCAAUUAUAUGUUGGUAAGAAUGGGAAACUAUGGAAUUGCGUGAAUCCUAUUGCUGGUAACCCAAAGCAGUACUCAAAAGCAACAUGGGAUGAAAUCCAGAAAUUUCUAUCAUCCUCUGCUGGACGAUCAGCAAUAAUGGCUUCUCAAUGCAGAUAUGAAGCAGCUACGAUUAUGAAGAAUAUGUGCUUAAAAGAUGUCGCUUUAGGGGACAUACUUCAGAUUUUGCACUUGGUAAUUAACAUGAAGAAGUGGAUCACACAUCAUCAAUCAGGAUGGCAACCAAUUAAAAUCAAUUCUAGCAGAGACCAACUCUAAUUCAGGUUGAUAGCAGCAACAUAGGCUCAACUAAAGUUGGGGAAGGGACGUGUUGGAAGUUCAUAAUUAUCGUUGUGAUGGGAUAGGGUGAAGAAGGUCCCUUCUUUCCCUUGAACUACCGGCAAUAGAGUUGGUAGCUGUGUCAAAAGUGAAGGUAGUAGACUAGUAGUUCAGUACAUAGGGGAGGUAUCUCUUCUUAUUCGAGUUGCUUGUUGUAGUUCUGUUUCCUUGGGAAAUCAGAAAGCAAUACUUGGCCAGAGAAAGGUCAGACAAUGUACAGCAAACUCAAUGAGGUUGUAGAGUAGUUUGUUGCCCUAUGGAUUGCUAUGUGCAGCGUAGGUACACCCCCACAUGGUUAGUGGGUGAUCCAUCCUCUAGGUUGUUGGCUCUAAAUUCAUUAGUCAAAAUUUCUGGGAGUAGCUCUCUGUAGCUUGGCCUUGAUCAACUUCUGCGGAAAAACAUAUUUGGGAGAAUGAUAGUUGCUUUGGUCUCAGGAUAUCAACGCCCCACUACCGAUUUCGAUUUCAGAAUGGACAACUGUGUCUAUGCUUCUUACCGUGAAAGUUAAGUUGUUGUCCAUUGUAGACUUUAAUGAUGGCGAGUGUUGGGCACUAAAAGUGGGUCUAGACUGUGUAGGUUUUUUGGGUUGAAAUUAGCUUUUUGUUUUUGGUAACUUGAGUUGAAGUUGGGUGAGAGGUUAUGUGCUGCCUAGGGAAACUUAGUAACGCAACAACAGCAAAAAAGCAGCUAAAGUUACGCUGCAGAUAUGCAAUUAUGACAGCUUCCAGAAUCAGCGAGUUUCGGGGGGAAGCUGAUUAAUCACCAUCUAUCUGUAUAACAUCAGGUAUAUACAACAGCGAACUUGAUAACAAAUGACUGUGCCUGUUGCUGUUAUGUAUGAAUGCAGUUGCAAUCUACAAUGGUGACAAGAUGAUGGAUCCGUCUACCUUAAAAAUCCGCAAUCAUUUAUUAAGACAGUUUCUCAUCUAUUUAUUCGCUACGUUUGUUGUUUGGUCUUUAGUAUAAGAUGCUCUUUUUCUCCUGGUGUUAACUCUUAUUGUAGAAACAUUAUGUACAUAAGGGAGAGGAGAUGGUAUGCUCAUUCUGAGCAGAACUCUUUUAAAUAAACCCGCUGUUUCUUAUAUAUAGUGUUCCGAUAAUAAUUAUAUGAUGUCGUUUUGGCUCAUGUUAUGCUCGUAUAUUUUGCCCCUAUG